Molecule: messenger RNA, 4912 nt
Organism: Drosophila takahashii
Lineage: Eukaryota; Metazoa; Arthropoda; Insecta; Diptera; Drosophilidae
Gene: Tep3
Product: Thioester-containing protein 3
Cellular component (GO): extracellular region
Molecular function (GO): endopeptidase inhibitor activity
Source: RefSeq, a predicted model, not a curated record
UUCAAGCGGACAACAGGUGAUCGCGAGCGUUCCGUUCCGCGGCAAAGUUGAAAAUCGCGUAAAAGCCAAAGCGAGUAAAGUCGCUCCAAAAACGCGCACUUCGUCUUGGGCAAUCUGCGGUGCUUUUGGUGCUGCUGCAAUCGCGAGUGAGAGGGCGAUACAUAUCGCCAGUGAGAGUGCGAGGGAGAAGGAGCAAAGCGCCUGCCCACGGCAAUAAAGUUCGACUUGGUUUUUGUUUUAAUAUGUGAUGCCAAUACACAAUUCGACAAUCGAGAAAACGUGUUUACACUUAAUUUUGCUAACGUGAUUCAAAGAAAAGUAUAAAAAUGCGCCUCCAGGCAGCGGAAAUGGGAUCUAUUUCAGUGCUGAUCUUAGUCACCGCUUGUUUAUUCUACCAAACAUCGGCUCAGGGGCUCUAUUCCAUUAUUGCCCCGAAUACGUUGCGUCCGAACUCGCAAUUUCAUGUGGCCGUAAGCCUACACAAUGCCCCUGAAUCGGCCACAUUCAAGGUGGGGAUCCUGGGAAGCGCUUACACGGACUUUAAGACCGUGGAGUUGCGACCCUUCUCCACACAAUUACUGCACUUUGAGAUUCCCGCCCUAAAAGCUGACAGAUAUCGUCUGACCUCUGAAGGUCUGGGCGGAGUUCAGUUUACCAACGAGACCCAGCUGCACUACGAGUCCAAACAACAUACGGUUUUGGUUCAGACGGACAAAAGUAUCUACAAGCCGGGCGAUCUGGUCCACUAUCGAGUGCUCAUUUUGGAUGCUAAUCUGAAACCCGCUCGCGGCUAUGGACGUGUCCAUGUGGAUAUCAAGGAUUCGGGUGAUAAUAUUAUACGGAGCUACAAGGACAUUCGGCUGACCAACUCGAUUUACUCGAAUGAACUUCGAUUGUCGGACUAUCCUCGUUUUGGGACCUGGUCUAUUGUGGUGGAAGUAGCGGAAAUAACCCAUACACAGACCUUCGAGAUACUCGAUCAUAUCCUUCCCAAAUUCGUGGUAGAUAUAGAUACUCCCAAGCAUGCUAUUUAUAAGGAUGGCAAAAUAUCAGCCACUGUGAGGGCCCAUUAUGCAUUUGGUCAGCCAAUUGUGGGUGAGGCCACCCUGUCCAUAUAUCCCACUUUCUUUGGCUCGCUGCAACCUUUUGUUAAUGAUCUCAUCACCCGAAAAGUUGUCCCCAUCGAUGGCAAUGCCUACUUUGAGUUUGACAUCGAGAAUGAGCUUCAUCUGAAGCAGGAUUAUGAGAGGCAGUAUCUUUUGGAUGCCCUGGUUGAGGAGAAGUCCACGGGUUCAGUGCAAAACUAUUCAACAGUUUUGACGUUGCACCUGAAUCACUAUCGCGUGGAGACUGUCAAAGUGCCCAGUUACUAUAUUCCCGGAGUGCCUUUCGAAGCAACAGCUCGUAUAGCUCGCAAUGAUGACGCUCAAUUGAGGGACUUCAAUCCAUCGAUCACCGCCUAUUUGACAAAUGUUUAUGGCAGCAGUGAGAUAUACAACCGCACUGUCUACAGCUUGGAUGCCAGCGGCGAAAUAAAGAUGAAGUUCACGGUUCCCACUGGAGAUCAAGAUGAAUUUCAUUCCAUUAUUGUCGACUACCAGGGUGUGAUUAGUGAGGUGGGAAAGAUACCGCGAAAGCAUCUGCACACCAAAAACUAUAUUACUGCCAAAGUGCUGAACGAUAGACCCACUGUAAAUCAGGAAAUAUCUGUGGUGGUGCGCUCUUUUGAGCCAAUUAAAUAUUUCAUGUAUCAAGUGGUCGGACGUGGCGAUAUAAUUCUUUCUCGCAGUGUGGAUGUGACCGCUGGCACUUUCCACACCAUCAAAUUCCUGGCACCAUUUGCCAUGAUGCCGAGGGCUAAGCUGCUCGUUUAUACGGUGAUAAAUGGCGAGUUUGUUUACGAUGAGCAGGUCAUACAGUUUGAGGAAAAUCUGCUAAAUGCGGUACAAAUUGAGGCUCCAAUCAGAGCACCUCCCGGCCAAGAUAUAGAUAUAGGUAUUAGCACCAAGCCCUACUCCUAUGUGGGUCUCAUGCUAGUGGAUCAAAAUGCGAAUGCUUUGAGGAGUGGUCACGAUUUAACCCACAAACGACUGAUGGAUGCCCUGCGUUCAUACGAACUAAGCGAUGUCAACACCCCGACGGGAUCGCCUGGCAAAGAAUCCGGUGUGAUAACCAUGUCCAAUACGGACUACUUUGUCGAAAAGGAGGCUGAGAGCAGUCCGGCCUUGGGUCGAGAUGCAUCCACUGGGCCCGAGGAGGACAAGCUGACAACUGUGCGAAAAACAGACAUUGGACCAGCCCACAAGAUCGAGGUUAACACCCUGCCUCCUGGCAAAGGACGAUAUGCCUUCUCCUACACACCCAAGCCUUUCUGGCACAAUCCAAGGAUCCAUGUGAUGCGCGAGCCGGCGGAUACGUGGCUUUUCUUGAACAUCUCCGCUGGCAGCGAUGGAAGGAACUUUAUCCACCGGAGGAUUCCCAGUGAGAUGACCUCCUGGGUAGUUUCAGGCUUUUCUCUGGAUCCUGUUAAUGGUCUGGGAUUAUCGCCGGCAAAUGGCAAAAUGGAGGCCUACAAAGAAUUCUACAUAACCACGGAGCUUCCUUAUUCCAUCAGAAGGGAUGAACUCAUCGCCCUUCCAUUUGUGGUGCACAACAACAGGGAUAGCGAUUUAAGCGUGGAGGUUACUUUUUACAACUCAGCUCUAGACUUCGAUUUCCCCCAGAUAGAUCCCAAGGCCACUAAUCAACCAAAAAUUGAGCUCUACAGGCGUAGAUCCUUGAAGGUUCCAGCCAGAUCCGCCCGCUCGAUAUCCUUUAUCGUGACUCCCAAGCGAGUGGGUUCCCUUUUGGUCAAGGCAAUGGCCGCCUCCUCCCAGGCUGGCGAUACAGUGGAGCAAAAUCUUCUGGUGGAGCAUCCUGGAGCCACGGAGCGGGUCAACAAGGGUUUCUUGCUUCAUCAGAACUCAGAGAGGAAUAGGAGGAAUGUUACCAUUGCUGUGCCACGAAAUGCCAUUCCCGAAUCCACACGAAUCGAAGUAUCGGCCGUUGGCGAUCUGAUUGGCAGCAUAGUGGGCAAUCUGGAUAACCUGAUCCUGCUGCCAACGGGCUGCGGUGAACAGACCAUGGUUAACUUUGUGCCCAACCUGAUGGUUCUUAGUUACUUGGGGCGCCUUCGGCAACUCACACCCGAAGUGGAGCUGCGUGCCACAAAUAAUCUGGCAGUGGGCUAUCAAAGAAUUCUUUAUUAUCGCCAUGAGAAUGGCGCUUUCAGUGCCUUUGGCUUGGAUGCCAAGCGCAGUUCCACCUGGUUGACGGCCUAUGUGGCUCGAUCUCUGCGACAGGCGGCUCCCUUCACCCAAGUGGAUGGGAAUAUUCUGCAGAAGGCACUCUCAUAUCUGGGAAGUGUUCAGUCGGCAAAUGGUGGCUUUGAGGAGCGUGGCGAUGUCCUUGAGCGGUUCGGCGACGAUGGGAUCAGUCUGACUGCCUUUGUGACCUUGGCUUUGAUGGAAAAUGUCGAUCUCUAUCCGGAGUACCGAAACAACAUCAACAAAGCCCUGGACUUUAUCACUAGGGGCUUGGAUGGAUCCAAUAAUCUUCAUGCCAUGGCCAUAGGCACCUAUGUGCUCUCUCGAGCCAAUCACAAUGCCAAGGCGGCUUUCCUUCAGCGAUUGGACUCGAUGGCUACCAACAAGGAUGGUCGCAAGUGGUGGAAUAAGACGGCUCCAGCUGGUGAACAGCAGUCACCCUGGUACAAUGCCACCCGUAGUGUGAACAUCGAGAUCUCCGCCUAUGCAGCAUUGGCUCUAAUGGAAAACAACUUGGUGCGCGAUGCUUUGCCCGUUCUGGAAUGGCUUAUGGAUCAGCGGAAUUCCAGGGGAGGCUUUGUGGCCUCCCAGGAUACGGUAGUGGGCCUCCAGGCGCUCUUCAUGUUUGCCGAACGCUUUUCGAGUAAGGAAACUAACUAUCAAAUCGGUUUUCAUUACGGAGAAGGCGCCGAAACGAUCAUAAAUGUGAAUGCUGAAAACGCACUGGCCCUGCAAUCGGUGGAGCUACCCAAUAAUCUGAAAAACCUUAGCGUUUCGGCUACUGGUGCUGGCCUGGCCUUUGCCCAAGUUAGCUAUACCUAUAACACGAAUGUGACCAGUGCUUGGCCGCGUUUUGUGCUCGAUCCCACCGUGAAUCGGAACUCCCAUGCGGACUACCUCCAUCUGUCGGCCUGUGCGAGUUUCGUUUCGGUGGCAGGAGAGGAUGAGCAGCGCUCCAAUAUGGCCGUGAUGGAGGUGCAACUGCCCAGUGGCUUUGUCGUGGACCGGGACACACUGCCCACCUUGGAAUCGAGUGAGCGCAUCAAGAAGGUGGAGACCCAGAACAGGAACACCAAGGUGGUUAUCUACUUUGAUUACCUGGACAGGAGGGAGGUCUGUCCCACGCUGCACGCCUACAAGACGGUCAAGGUCACCAAACAUCGACCAGUGGCCGUGGUCAUGUAUGACUACUAUGAUAGCGCUCGUCGUGCCAGGCAGUUUUACAGGGCGCCCAAGUCCAAUAUCUGCGACAUUUGCGAGCACGCCAAUUGCGGUGACCUCUGCGAAAAGGCCGAGAAACGCGAGUCCAAGCGACCUGAUGACUACACGGCGAUAGCAGGUCGCGGUUCAAGUCCGGAGCUCAAAGCCAUUCCACUUUUAUCGGUAGUCGCGGCUCUGUUGGUCCUCUUGAAGAGCCUCAGCUGUUAGACGAUGUUGUUAUUGCCACGGAAUGUGGAACCAACAAGGAAAUCGAAGCUUUAACAAACCCACUCACAUAGUCCCUAAGCUAGCCUAAUGUAUGCCGUGAACUAAACCUGAUCUAAGUACAUCUAACGAUGCUAAAGUGUUGCCAAUAAAAUGUUAUAACUUUUACUAAAACCUAAAAA